AUAAAAACAGGAGGACAAAAUUGUCAUUUACGUGUCCAUUACUUCCCUCUCUAGCAAAAGAAAAGAGACAUUCUUUAGGCAAUAACUUUCAAUUUUCAGUUUUCAAAUUUCCAAGGAAUUUCUUCAGCAAAAUUAGCUAUGGACGGGCAUGAUGGCGAUGAUGCUAAGCAAAGCCCAGCUGACAUGACAGUCUUUGUGCAAAAUUUGCUUCAGCAAAUGCAAACCAGGUUCCAGGCUAUGUCUGAGUCGAUAAUCACAAAGGUUGACGAAAUGGGCAGUCGAAUUGCGGAACUAGAGCAGGGCAUUAAUGAACUGAAAGCCGAAAUGGGAGAAGGUUCGCCUUCUCCUUCCCCUAACAUCACUCCCAGAGUAAAUUCAGAUGCGAGUAAGGCUGAGGACGAUGCUGCAGACGAUUCUAAGUGAGCUCGUUAUCGACUUCAUGGAUCAUGACCUUUUGGACAAUGAACUAUCUUAGUGAAUGUGGAUUUGGGGCUACUCAUAGUCACAACCUGGUGCUACACCCCCUUUUUUUACUUUAUUUUUUCUUUUUUGGGGUUUUUUAUUAUAAUUUUUAAAAAACUAGUUUGAAUAUGAAAUUUUAUUGGUGUCAUAUGAUAGUCCAUUUGUUCCUUAAUGACGUGCUUAUUUGCCA
Messenger RNA from Amaranthus tricolor (Joseph's coat), 652 nucleotides. RefSeq names its product heat shock factor-binding protein-like. Lineage: Eukaryota; Viridiplantae; Streptophyta; Magnoliopsida; Caryophyllales; Amaranthaceae. The transcript has 5 exons. Gene Ontology annotation, biological process: cellular heat acclimation. The record is from RefSeq and is a predicted model, not a curated record. Gene Ontology annotation, cellular component: nucleus; cytosol. Bases 139 to 423 code for a protein of 94 amino acids. Gene Ontology annotation, molecular function: transcription corepressor activity.